Molecule: messenger RNA, 3292 nt
Organism: Solanum dulcamara
Lineage: Eukaryota; Viridiplantae; Streptophyta; Magnoliopsida; Solanales; Solanaceae
Product: LRR receptor-like serine/threonine-protein kinase GSO1
Exons: 1
Coding region: 168-3092 (974 amino acids)
Molecular function (GO): protein binding
Source: RefSeq, a predicted model, not a curated record
CCAACUUACAACACUGUUAAUUUCCUCCUAUCUCUCUUAGCAAAUAUAUUAGCUUCAUGCUACUCAUAGUUUUCCAUUUUAAGUAAAAACAGCCCCACAAAUUCUUUCAUAAAUUAGGCAUAUGUCAAUUUAAGUUCCAAAGUUGUGUUCCAUUCACAAAUAUUGACAUGGGAAGUGUUCAUCUUUCUUAUCUGCUGUUAUUCUUAACAACAGUUGGUGUUAUUCUUGCUGUUUCUUCUCCAGAUGGUUCAUCUGAUUCUUAUUGGCUUUUGAGAAUAAAAUCAGAACUUGUCGAUCCAUACGGAGUUGUUGAAAAUUGGUCUGAAGGGACUAGCGUAUGUACCUGGAAUGGAGUGGCAUGUUCAGAUGAUAAAUCUCAUAUUGUGAGACUUAAUCUUUCUGCUUCAGGACUAGAAGGUCAAAUAUCUCAAGAAUUCGCGCAUCUCACUUCUCUUCGAGUGAUUGAUCUGUCGGAUAAUUUUCUUAAUGGAACAAUCCCUCCUGCAUUAGGAGAGCUUCAUAACUUGGAGGAAUUGCUUCUUUUCUCCAAUUUUCUCACUGGUGAGAUUCCUUUGGAGAUUGGUCGUUUGAGAAAGCUGCAAGUUCUUAGAAUUGGAGCCAACAUGCUGACAGGACAAGUGAUACCAGAAAUUGGUAACUUGUCUGAGCUGAGAGCCUUGACUGUUGCUUAUUGCCAAUUCAGUGGAAAGAUACCAAAUGAGAUUGGUAAUUUGAAGCAGCUGAUAAAUCUUGACUUGCAGCAAAACAGUCUUAGUGGCCCCAUACCAGAAGCAAUUGGCGGCUGUAAAAAUCUUCAAAAUUUUGCAGCAUCAAAUAACAAGAUUGGGGGACAAAUUCCUGCCUCAAUUGGUCAGCUCGAAUCACUCGAAAUCUUGAACCUGGCAAACAACAGCUUUUCUGGUUCGAUUCCUGUUGAGCUGAGCCAUCUUUCCAAUUUGAAGUACUUGAACUUGUUUGGCAAUGAAUUGGAAGGCGAAAUCCCUUUCGAGCUUAACCAGUUGGUUCAGCUUGAAACAUUAGAUUUAUCUAACAACAAGCUUUCAGGAACCAUAAGGCUUCUCAACACUCAGCUGAAGAGUCUUGAGACUUUAUCACUGUCUGGCAACUUCUUAACAGGAAGCAUCCCUAGUAAUUUCUGUCCCCGUGAUUCAAGCUUAAGCCUGCUCAUUCUGGCUGACAAUAAGCUGUCUGGGAACUUCCCCUUGGAGUUAUUAAACUGCACGUCCAUACGACAACUGGAUCUCUCCGGUAACAGCUUUGAAGGAAUGCUGCCACGAGGCCUCGACAGGCUAGAAAGUCUCACAGACCUCUUGCUCAACAAUAACAGCUUUACUGGAACUAUACCUCCUGAAAUAGGAAACUUGACUAACUUGGAAGAUUUGUACCUGUUCCAUAACAUGCUCUCUGGUGGAAUUCCAGUUGAAAUAGGAAAGCUUCAGAGGCUGCGUGAACUGUACCUCUACGAAAAUCAGUUGUCAGGAAGUAUUCCAAGAGAGUUGACAAACUGCUCCAGCUUAGUACGCGUUGAUUUCUUUGGCAAUCACUUUUCAGGCUCUAUUCCUGAUAACAUUGGGAGGCUUAAGAAUCUUGUUAUUCUUCAGCUACGGCAGAAUGGGUUGUCCGGUCCAAUUCCAUCAAGCUUAGGCUACUGCAGGAAGCUUCAAAAGCUGGCUUUGGCUGAUAACAAACUUUCAGGAUCAUUGCCACCAACUUUUCGAUUUCUCUCAGAGUUGGACCUGAUUACUCUUUACAACAAUUCCCUUGAAGGUCCACUUCCUGAAUCUCUUUCCCUUCUGAAAAAUCUCAGCAAAAUUAACUUUUCUCACAAUAAGUUUAGUGGAAGCAUUUCUCCCUUGGCUGGUUCGAAUUCCCUGACAGCUCUUGACUUAACAAACAACAGCUUCUCUGGUCUUAUUCCUUCUGAGCUAGCUUUGUCAAAAAAUCUAUCCCGUCUUCGCCUUGCUAAUAAUUUUUUCACUGGAGAAAUCCCUUCUGAAUUUGGACAGCUUGAAGAGCUAAGAUUUCUUGAUUUAUCGUUCAACAAUUUGACCGGAAAUCUAGCAACUUCCCUUGCUGGCCUAAAAAACCUUGGCCAUUUUCUCCUAAGCUCUAAUCAAUUCUCGGGGGAAAUUCCCACAUGGUUAGGAGGCAUAGAAGGUCUUGGUGAGCUCGAUCUUUCAUUCAACAACUUCACUGGAACAGUUCCAGCAGAACUUGGAAACUCUCCAAAAUUACUCAAACUUUCUCUCAGUUACAACAGAUUAUCAGGCCCCAUACCACCAGAACUGGGAAAUCUCACAAGUUUAAAUGUCUUGAAUCUUCAAAGAAACAAUCUUUCUGGUUCCAUUCCUACAACUCUUCAAAAAUGCCAAAAGCUCUAUGAGCUAAGGCUCUCUGAAAACAACUUAACUGGCUCAAUCCCUUAUGAAAUCGGCUCUUUAUCUGAAUUACAAGUGAUAUUAGACUUGAGCAAGAAUCACAUUUCUGGUGAAAUCCCUUUAUCACUUGGAAACCUUGUAAAGUUAGAAAGAUUGAAUCUUUCAUUCAAUCAACUGCAAGGAAGAGUCCCACCAUCACUUGGAAGGCUAUCAAGUUUACAUAGACUCAAUUUGUCAUAUAAUCAUCUUCAGGGACAAAUUCCUUCCACAUUUUCAGGAUUCCCACUAAGUUCUUUCAUGGGAAAUAAUCAAAAGCUAUGUGGCCCACCAUUAUUAUCUUGUUCUGAAUUAAAGGGAAAUGAGAGAAUUUGGCAGUUGUCAAAAGCAAGUGUUGUAGGGAUAACAGUGGCUAUUGUGUUUACUGCCACAGUCAUAUGCAUGGUUCUGCUUUAUAUCAUGCUGAGGAUUUGGUGCAAUUGGAGAAAAGUUACAAUUUCAUGUUCAGAGACUGGUGGAAUUGAGAGUAAAAGUAGACAAGGGGAAAAUUGGGUUUAUGGAGGAGAGAUCAAAAGUGGACAAUAUUGGAAUACAACAUCAUUAGUUUCAUCAAAAGAGAAGAAAAUAUCUAAAGGGACAUGUAUGUUUGAUCUUAGUGUAAGUUCAUCAGAUAGCACAGAAAAACCAUUAGUUUGAGUCUUUGAGAGGGUCUUUUAUUUUGCUUUGAUUCAUAUCAUAUUUUCUUCUUCUUCUUUUUGUCUCUCUACUUUGUAAAUUUUUUGUGAUGUGUUGAGAUAAUUUGUUUAUGUGGGGUUAACAUGUAAAGAAUAAUUACCUAGUGAAAACUCUCAUCAAUGCAAGGGGCAGUGCACGUGAAUUCACGAUCUUUCUGCUAA